Molecule: messenger RNA, 1387 nt
Organism: Glycine soja
Lineage: Eukaryota; Viridiplantae; Streptophyta; Magnoliopsida; Fabales; Fabaceae
Product: protein DMR6-LIKE OXYGENASE 1-like
Exons: 3
Coding region: 146-1204 (352 amino acids)
Molecular function (GO): dioxygenase activity
Source: RefSeq, a predicted model, not a curated record
AGAUAAUAAAAAGAAAGAGAUAAAGAAAAUAUGGGUUUCAAAUGUGGGUUCCAAGUUCAACAAUCAUUUUUGAAUCUUAAAUAAGAGAACAGCCCAAAACCUUUCAAAAUACACAUGCUGCAAAUUGCUCACCCAAUCACCAGCCAUGGGAGAGGUUGACGCAGCAUUCAUCCAAGACCCACCACACAGGCCAAAGCUCUCCACCAUCCAAGCCGAAGGAAUUCCCAUAAUUGAUCUCUCUCCAAUAACCAACCACAGAGUUUCAGACCCUUCUGCUAUUGAAGGCUUAGUGAAGGAGAUAGGUAGUGCAUGCAACGAGUGGGGUUUCUUCCAAGUAACAAACCAUGGAGUGCCCCUCACUCUAAGGCAAAACAUUGAGAAAGCCUCAAAAUUGUUCUUUGCACAGAGUGCGGAGGAAAAGAGAAAGGUUAGCAGAAAUGAGAGCUCUCCAGCGGGUUAUUAUGACACAGAACACACCAAAAACGUUAGGGACUGGAAAGAAGUCUUUGAUUUUCUAGCCAAAGAACCCACUUUCAUUCCUGUCACUUCUGAUGAACAUGAUGAUCGAGUCAAUCAGUGGACUAAUCAAUCCCCUGAAUACCCUCUAAACUUUAGGGUUGUAACACAAGAGUAUAUUCAAGAGAUGGAAAAGCUGUCCUUUAAGAUUUUAGAGCUUAUAGCUUUGAGCUUAGGCCUUGAAGCAAAGAGGUUUGAAGAAUUUUUCAUCAAAGACCAAACUAGCUUUAUUCGACUCAACCACUAUCCUCCAUGCCCUUAUCCUGACCUUGCUCUUGGCGUCGGUCGACACAAGGACCCUGGUGCCUUAACCAUUCUUGCACAGGAUGAGGUUGGAGGACUUGAAGUGAGACGUAAAGCAGAUCAAGAGUGGAUAAGAGUGAAACCCACCCCAGAUGCUUAUAUCAUCAACAUUGGUGACACUGUUCAGGUUUGGAGCAAUGAUGCAUAUGAGAGUGUGGAUCACAGAGUGGUGGUCAACUCUGAGAAGGAAAGGUUUUCCAUUCCUUUCUUCUUCUUCCCUGCACACGACACCGAAGUUAAGCCUUUGGAGGAGCUGAUAAAUGAGCAAAACCCUUCAAAAUAUAGGCCAUACAAGUGGGGCAAGUUUCUUGUCCACAGAGGGAACAGCAAUUUUAAGAAGCAAAAUGAGGAGAACAUUCAAAUUUAUCAUUACAAGAUAGCUUAAAGGGUAAAUUGUGUAUGAUAUUAUCAUGAUAUGAGGCAGCGUUGAUCCAAGACAACGUUACUGAUAUGAAUAAGUCCGAUCAACUUCACUGCUAAAUUUCCUAGUGUGCCUUAUGUAUUGAACAAUCACUGAAUAAAAGAACUAAAUUAUUACCAUUUAUCAUGUUUAUCUCAAAAAUUGAAA